Messenger RNA from Sordaria macrospora k-hell, 2484 nucleotides. The record is from RefSeq and is a predicted model, not a curated record. NCBI's taxonomy places the organism in Eukaryota, Fungi, Ascomycota, Sordariomycetes, Sordariales, Sordariaceae.
AUGGGGCAAGCAACCGCUCACGGACGUCUUCGUGCAGUGCUCGAAGAUGCAGCCAGUAGCGAUCCGCGGUAUAUCGCCCACAGAUCGAUCAUUCUUUUCACUUUUAUGCGCGACACCCUACCCUCAGAUGGCAUAGCUGCUCGCAUCUCUGUUGAUGAUGGGACUGAUGAGGACACGUACGUCUACCAGAACCGGGACAAACGCUCAGUAGGAGAAAACGGUACCUUUGCUGGCAGGCCCGUCACGGCUGCAGAGCUAAGGGCCCGCAUCAAGGCGGGCAAAGGGUAUGAACAUCGGGUGCACAUCAAGCUGACUGAGACUCUGCACUAUGUUCCCCAGUCAGACCUGUUGGGUGAAACGAUUCCUAUGCUUCACAGUAACGCGACGCUUCCUAGGACCCUACCAGAGAAUGUCGUUCCUCAGCCACGGAGCAUGCCAGAGCAUAACAUUACACCGCUGCUCAAAAGAUCGACAGCCAAAGACCUUGAAGCCGCACAGAAUAUCGUGAAGAAAGCGCUUGCCGACUCGUCAAGACUGAACAAGGCCCGAGUGGCUCGGCCCCUCCGCAAUAAAUACAGCUUGAAGCCCGGGAGUAUUGUCGGCGGAGGUGGCGUUGCAGGUAAGCAAAACAUGGCAUCUAGAGGUAUUGACCAGGAUGUACCGCCGCUUCUGGAUAUCACAGAUGAAAUCGCGGCAGCUGCAGCCCUUGUAGCCGAGGCCGACUCGAUGGGCGGAUGGAAGAAUGUCACGAAGCGUGCGGCUACGGCAAGCGCGGGGACGUAUUGGAUGCAAAGUCUUGCUCGCAAAGGCACUGUGCCUUGGGGAGAUGAACCCAACUAUGCUAUCUUCAGAAAUGUACUCGAUUAUGGAGCGGUGGGAGAUGGUAUUACGGAUGACACAAAAGCUAUCAACAUGGCCAUGGGGACAAACAGCACCCGAUGUGGCAAAGGAUGCAAUGGGUCUACGACUAAGAACGCCAUUGUGUAUUUCCCCCCGGGGACUUACCUAGUAUCCUCGACUAUAGCCCUGCCCUUCGGAACACAGGUCAUUGGAGAUGCUAACAACCGGCCGACCAUCGUCGCUGCUCCAAGAUUUGUUGGUCUAGGUGUCUUAUCCACGGAUGAGUAUACCGGCGACGGAGGCCAGGGUGUUGAUGGCGGGGACCCUGAGUACUACGUCAACACCGCCAAUUUCUACCGUCAAAUUCGAAACAUCGUCAUAGACAUCCGAAAGGUCACUUCAGGAACCACGGUCACCUGUCUCCAAUACCAAGUCGCUCAAGCCACAAGCCUUCAAAACGUCGAGUUGAUAGCAGCAGCUGGCUCGUCCCAGAUAGGUUUGUUCGCAGAGAAUGGCUCCGGUGGAGGCAUUUCCGACGUCACAUUUACCGGGGGUGGAAUCGGGCUCAAAGGUGGCGAGCAGCAGUUCACUGCGCAACGCCUCAAGUUCAACGGAUGCACAGUGGGAAUCCAGGUUAUCUGGGACUGGGGAUGGGUAUGGAAGUCCAUCACCAUGAACAAUGUGAAGACGGGAUUUCAGCUCGUCGGUGAUGGUGGCGUUGGCAACAUCGGCUCCGUCUCAAUCAUGGACUCUUCCUUUACCAACGUCGGCACUGUCGUCAUUGUCAAUCCUAUAACAGCAACUCCUGGAAAUGGCAGCACCGGGAUUUCCCUUGAUAACAUUGUCAUGUCAGGCGUCUCGGUUGCUGUAGCCGAUACCACUGGCGCCACCCUUCUGGCUUCGUCGCCUGUAAUAGACCAGUGGGUCGUUGGACCUGUCUAUGAAGGAUCGACGACGGCUCGUACUUUCUCUAUGGGUGGGAAGAUCGGAAACUAUCGAAGGCAUUCGACACUUCUGGACCCCCAAGGAAACUACUUUGAACGCCCCAGGCCUCAGUACGAAGAUCAAGCUACUUCCAUGUUUGUGCAUACAAAGGAUUUCGGGUGUAAAGGAGACGGGUCGACCGACGACACAAAAGCGUUCCAGGCGGCGCUAUACGCAAGUUUGGGCAAGAUUCUCUUCGUCGACGCCGGAUCAUACAUUCUCACCUCGACCGUCACUAUCCCCUCUGGGGCCAAGAUUGUGGGCGAAGCAUGGUCCCAGUNCUCGACCGUCACUAUCCCCUCUGGUGCCAAGAUUGUGGGUGAAGCAUGGCUUUACGGCACUGCGUCCGAGCACGCCGUGUUCUACCAGUACAACUUCCACAAGGCAGCAAACAUAUACGCUGGUAUGUUGCAAACCGAAUCGCCCUACUUCCAACCGACUCCGCCACCACCAGCUCCUUUUGCUGCCGUUGUUGGCCUUUUGCCGGGGGACCCCAAUUAUACAUGUGCUGGUGGAAAUGAAUUCAGUGGCUGUGACCAAUCCUGGUCUGUGGUUAUAAGAAGUUCGGCAAACAUAUUUGUCGCUGGUGCAGGCAUCUACACUUGGUUCUCAACAUAUGCGCAGACCUGCAUCGAUACGCAGUUAUGUCAAAGGCGCUGA